CUCUUCUCUCCAGUCAGUGUAUUACUCUUGCUACAUCCAUAAUAACCAUCCAGUGUUCUACCACUUAGGUACUGUCCAGAUCGCACAAACUACCAUAUUCAAUUCACACAAUCAUGUCCUGUUGCUCAAAGAAACAAGCUCAAGAAACCAAGCCAGCUGCCCCAGCUCAGAUCUCCGUUGUGAAGACCGCUGCCUCUAAGGGCUGUGAUGUGUGCGGAAGUGCCACAUGUAAGUGUCUUCCAGAGAACUGCAAAUGCACCGUGGACUCUUGCAACUGUGACAUCAAGCUCUGAAUGUCGCCAGGUACCAUGAUCACGACCAGAUAACUACUCCCUUACAUAACACGCACAUGAGACAUAAUACUCCAGUUGGGCCUGAAUUGGGCGCUGAUGAUCCAAUAUGGAGUCGGGCCAAGGAUAAUAACCGGUGAAAUCAAUGCACGCUCUUUUAUACUUCAGCUAAUUUGAUAGGUGUAUAAUACACAUGGGCAUUACACCACCGAGAGAAUGUACUAGCAUCGUUCCCAUCACCAAAA
Messenger RNA from Williopsis jadinii, 535 nucleotides. RefSeq lists its product as uncharacterized. Lineage: Eukaryota; Fungi; Ascomycota; Saccharomycetes; Phaffomycetales; Wickerhamomycetaceae. The record is from RefSeq and is a predicted model, not a curated record. The coding region runs from base 114 to 293 and encodes 59 amino acids. The transcript has a single exon.